CUGGCGUGACGAUCGCGACCGUGCCCAGCCUCAUUCCUCCGAGACCGACCAUCAUCUCUCUUUGACCUUCAUGUUCGCUUGACAUGACAAGUACUCGUUCUUCGUCUCGUAUAAAAGCUCGACAAGGGAAAACGUUUGAGGGAACCGAUGCGUCCUUGACGACAGCGACGGCGACGGUGGCUCGCGGAGCGCAGCGGGCGGAUAGCGCUGACUCAUCCAGCUCUGCCGCGACUCCCUCCAAAUCUACCAAGGCAUCCGCUUUCGCUGACAAGCGGCGCAAGACCAGCCACACUUCUUCGCAUACGGAGACGAAGAAACCAACGAAAAGGGCUUCGAAAAAGAAACCCCUCACGCUCGAAGCAGUCACGGACCUGCCGCUCGACAUUCUAUACGAGAUAUUUAAACACCUUCGCCCGGCGGACCUUCUGCAUCUCUGUCAUGCGAACAAGGCUCUCCGCUACACGCUCCUCCGCCCGGGGUCCAAGGGCACCUGGGAGUUCUCGUUCAAGGUGGCAUCUAACCCCAGGAUUCCGCCCUGCCUUGAUGGAGGCCUGAGCUUUCCGCAAUACGCUGACUUGAUCUAUGGCAAGAGCUGCUGGGUCUGCGGCAGUACGAAGGAUGUUCGCACCUUGUUCAUGUUUCUGGACAAGCGAUGCGAAAAAUGCGUAUUCGACAGGUAUCGUACGAUAGCGGACGGUGGAAGGUCUGCGCCGUUUGAUCUUGAAACGGGCUAUCCUGGCAAGAAGUUGUAUUGGAAUUCGGACGUAUUCGACUUCCACAAGUCGACUUACCUUGUUGACCAAGACGAGUACGCGAAGGCCGAGGCUGACGUGACCGCCCUCGGCCAAGGACCCGUCGAUGAGCUGAAGAAAUACACGGACGACCUGAAGGCAAAGGCUAAGCACGCCGCAGAUUUCUCUGCGGACCUCUGCCGUGUCCUGCGGAUCGAGAGCUAUGUGGUAGAGGCCGCCAAGAAGAAGCAGAUUGAGGACCUUCGUACCCAGCGUCGAGAGUUGUAACAUCGUCACGAAGCUGCAAGAGAAAGGUUACGACGAGGAGCUGCAGAAACUUCGGCGAUGGCGCCCAAACUACCUGAACCGCUACACUCACCGGUCGACGACCAUGACGGAGCGCAGCUGGAAGACCAUGGAGGAGGGCGUUGAGGAGUACGUCAGCGAGCUGAUCAAAUUCCGCAAGAAGGAGGUUGCCGGGAAC
Schizophyllum commune H4-8 is the source of this 1215-nucleotide messenger RNA. RefSeq lists its product as uncharacterized. Gene Ontology annotation, molecular function: protein binding. Bases 84 to 1019 code for a protein of 311 amino acids. The transcript is spliced from 7 exons. The record is from RefSeq and is a predicted model, not a curated record. NCBI's taxonomy places the organism in Eukaryota, Fungi, Basidiomycota, Agaricomycetes, Agaricales, Schizophyllaceae.